AUGACUUUACCCUUUUUCACCCGUCAAGAUGGGCUCUGCUUCUGCCACAAUGUGACCAGUCUAUUCGAGGCAAUCGGAAUCGCCUAUAACCGGAAUGAGUGGCGCCUCUUCACUGACAGCUCAUCCAGGAGCCUCAAAGCCGUGCUGCUCCAUACUGGUAACAAGUACCUGUCUCUUCCCCUGGCUCACUCAGUGCACCUCAAAGAGGAUUACAACAGCAUCAAGACCUUGCUGGACGCCUUGAAGGACACCAAGGCGCACUACCACAGGCGGGACUGGCCACAGUGGACCGAGUUCUCUGCGGGGAGGAACAACGUCAAGUGGGAGCCACUGGUGGACCCUCGGAAGCUCGUUGCACGUUCAGCACCAUCUGAGAUCACCGCGUGCUUUUUCCCUGUGUGGCCGCUGAAUUCUCCGCCUUCCAAAAGGCUAAGGUGCAGCCCUGCAAUCAUUCGCUCAUUAGCAUUUGCAGGUGGAAAGGCCUCCUCAAGAAAGCCUCUCUCGAGCCGGUGUUUAUACCAGCUCCUCCCGCACCUCCUAUUAGCACGGUUGGCCGCGUGCGGUGUGAAAGAAGUUCAACAUACGUGCAUCAUCUAUGCUGGCCAGACAUUUGGGGAAAAGUGCGAGUACGACCACACUCUGCCCAAAAGCGUGUGACCUCCAUAUCGACUGUGGUGCACCCAUUUAAAUCCAUCGUUCUGGGAGAUGGGAUCAAACUGGUGCCCUAGGGAUCGGUGGUCAAAUGCGCUAAACAUUACAACUACAGAAGCAUCCCCUCUGGGUUCCACCAUGAUACAAUCCCAGGAAGACAUCCCUACAACAGUGGUAGGCGAUCGUGUAGGUAACUAUCAACCAGCAAUCUUAAUUGCUCCCUCUAUGUAUCUUGGUGAUAUCUGUCUGCUAAUAUGUCUGUCUAUAGUUUUCUGGUUAGAUUUUAUGUCGCUAUUUCAUUAUACCUGAUGAUGAUUGCUUGUGUUGCAAUCGAAACGUCGUAUGCUAUUAUUUAAUUUAAUUUAUUAUUUUAUCUUUAGACGUGACUUAACCGAAAGAACCAAAUAAUUAUCAACCAGCAUUGUUAUCAUCAGCAACGACAGUGGUGGCAGUCACUACAGCAACGGUGAUAGCAGAACUUACAAUCACAUCGUUUAACAUGAUAUGCGGGCGACAUGAAUAAUAUAAUUGUAGUACCCACGACUCAGUCCUGUCGAUUCAUUCCUCCUACCGGCAGGCAUUGUGGAUACGAGGAAGCGAGUCGUAGAUAAUUGCCAGACACUGUGGAUUACAAAGGGUCACGGGUAAUAGCGCCACAGAUAUCCACGCUCUGUGGUUGGUACAGUUUAUGAGUGCGCUCUCGGCAGAUGGCUUGUUAAGGGGAGACGGUGACGCUCAUGCCCAUGUCAGGCAAUCAAUAUGCUGCGAUACUUUUUAGACAAUCUAAUUUAGGCUAUGCUGUGUGCCACUGUCAAAGCUGGGUUGGGACACGUCAUGGUGAAGCGUGUAACGUGCAAAUCAAACAACAUUGCGAAGUGUUUGUACGCGAGUGAAGAAACAGAAAAUAAAUGUACGUGCCAGCGCCUCUAUUGUAAUGAUUUCCAAGCAACACAAUAGGUGUCAGUUCAGAUGUUUGUACUGUUUCUCCUUUUGGUUUUGCAUUGACAGACACUGAAUGGUUUCAGUGCCCUGGGUUGAGAUAUUACAAGGGUAUUACUAGCUACACAUCGCCUACAUCAUUGAACCUCGAGAUAGGGUUUAAUGUACAAAACAAGCUGACGAGUAGAACGUACAAAUCCUUUUUGAUUAAACUCUGGCCAGGUGGCUCAGAAAUUCAAAGCAUAGAGCUGACACCAUUAAGAUCCUGGGUUUGAAGCUGUGCACUCACCCAUGAUCAAACCAGAGUAUCAGGUGCAGGAGUUUAGUGGUCUCUGCUUGGUCAUCUAUGGCUGCACAAAGAAACAUUUACAAAAUUAUGUGUAACUGAAUGUGUUUAUAUUCGAAUUUUAAUAAUAAAAAAUAUAUAUUUGA
Molecule: messenger RNA, 2022 nt
Organism: Lethenteron reissneri (Far Eastern brook lamprey)
Lineage: Eukaryota; Metazoa; Chordata; Hyperoartia; Petromyzontiformes; Petromyzontidae
Source: RefSeq, a predicted model, not a curated record